AUGGCAGUUGCUGCUCUGGCUCGCUUCUCAGCAGCGCAGUCUGUUCACGGUUCCGGUGCUCUUGGCACAGUCAUGGGCCCAGUUGCCUUUCUGUGGCCAGCUGAUCGCGCAUGGGAUGGUGCUCAUGAUAACACUGGGCCAUGUGGAAGCAAUGCUGCCAUUGUUAACAGAACACUGUUUCCCAUCGGCAGCAUGGGCACGAUUGAGACCACCAUCGCCGCUGAUGCGUCGAAGAUGGCUAUCCGUAUUGCAUAUGGCAACAAUCCCUCUUCCCAAACCGAGUUCCAGGACACUCAAGGCAAUGUCACAGAAUUGGAGCCAGGCCACCAAUGCUACCCAGUCAAGACCGACGCCGAGAAGGUGACUCCUGGCUCGAAUGCUACUAUCCAGAUCGAGUACAUUGGCAAUGACAGCGGAACUGAUGAGACUUUCUUUGCCUGUGCCGAUAUCACCUUCGUCGAAUCUGCAACCUUCGAAUCCACGGACAACAUGUGCUUCAAUGUCGGCGAGUCAGAGUUCAUCCCAGCUGGCACUACACCCACGACCUCAACCCCGGCAGCCACUGGCGCUGUAUCGACCAGCUCCGAGCCAUCAGUCUCGACCGAGGAAAAGUCUAGUGGUGGACUGAGCACUGGUGCUAAGGCUGGUAUCGCUGUUGGGGCCAUCGUCGGAGCUGCUUUGAUCGCUGGUGUUGCUUUCUUCGCUCUCCGUCGCAAGCGCUCUACCCCCAAGGAUGCUGAGGCUCAGCCUCCAAUGGGCAAGGUUGUCAGCAGUUCUGCCUCUAUCGGAUCUGCACAAACUGCACAUUAA
This is a messenger RNA of Cadophora gregata, 810 nucleotides long. RefSeq lists its product as uncharacterized. The transcript is spliced from 5 exons. The record is from RefSeq and is a predicted model, not a curated record. NCBI's taxonomy places the organism in Eukaryota, Fungi, Ascomycota, Leotiomycetes, Helotiales, Ploettnerulaceae. Bases 1 to 810 code for a protein of 269 amino acids.